ACACACACUGAGUCUGUACUCACCGCAGCUCUCUCUCUCCUCAGUUCUCCAGGAUACCUCUGCUUCUCUUCAUCAUGUCUUGUGCUUCUCCGAAUCUGGAUUAUGAGACGUGAUGAUCGGAUCCAGGAUGAGCAGCAGAUCCCGACCAUCCUCUGUUCAUCUCCUGGGAUGUGAGAUCUGGACAAUCAGGAAUUCCUUUGACUGACUCGAACAGGAUUCAGCGCGAUGGGAGAGAGUGAGUCAGAGAGUCAGGCUGAGAGAAGGAGAACUUAACUGCAUCAGAGAGAAAUCACUCUGAGGUGUGGAUCAGAGCGGUGUGAUGUCUGAUAACACAUCACUGUCGUCUGUGUCUGACGCGUCUCUCCCGCCGCUGCUGACGGACUGGACGGCGCCCUCCUUCACUCCCGCGGCUCAGGCCCGCGUCACGGCCACCAUGGUGCUCUUCCUGUUCGCCGCCGUCAGUAACCUGGCGCUCCUCAUCAGCGUGUCACGCGGUCGCGGCCGGCGUCUGGCGUCUCACCUGCGUCCUCUCAUCAUCAGCCUGGCGUCCGCUGACCUGAUGAUGACCUUCAUCAUGAUGCCGCUGGACAUGGUGUGGAACGUGACGGUGCAGUGGUACGCCGGAGAUGGACUCUGUAAGCUGCUGUGCUUCCUGAAGCUCUUUGCCAUGCAAACCUCCGCCUUCAUCCUGGUGGUCAUCAGUCUGGACCGGCAUCACGCCAUCCUGCGCCCUCUGGACUCACUCAACGCACACCGCAGGAACAGGAGGAUGCUACUGCUGGCCUGGAGCCUCAGCGCGCUGAUCGCAUCGCCACAGCUGUUCAUCUUCCGGACGGUCAAAGCGGAGAGCGUGGACUUCACUCAGUGUGUCACACACGGGAGUUUCCGCGAGCGCUGGCAUGAGACGGCGUACAACAUGUUUCACUUCGUGACGCUGUACGUGAUUCCGCUGCUGGUCAUGAGCUGCUGUUACACCUGCAUCCUCAUCGAGAUCAACAGACAGCUGCACAAGAGCAACGCAGGCGAGUCUCUGAGACGCAGCGGCACAGACAUGAUCCCGAAGGCCCGGAUGAAGACGCUGAAGAUGACCAUCAUCAUCGUCCUGUCGUUCGUGGUCUGCUGGACGCCCUACUAUCUGCUGGGCAUCUGGUACUGGUUCCAGCCGGAGAUGCUGAAGGUCACGCCCGAGUACAUCCAUCACCUGCUCUUCGUGUUCGGGAACCUAAACACCUGCUGCGACCCGGUGAUCUACGGCCUUUACACGCCCUCGUUCCGCGCCGAUCUCGCCCGCUGCUGCCGCUGCCGGACCCCCGCGGACUCUCCACGCUCUCUGGACCGGCUCUCGGCCCUGCACGAGCACGAGUCUGACCCGGCCAGCGGCAAGAGCUCUUAAACCACACCUCAAGACUCAAGUCUCGAGUUCACCACGGGUUUGAUGAAGCGUCUGCUUAAGAAGUACUGAAGAAUCAUUUUUAAUAUAUUAAGUACAAAAUUAGUGCGUGGAAAUAGAGCACUUUAAGUACAUUAUAGAAAUGUACUUUUUUUUAAUCUGGGAGCUGCUGGGUUCAUGCACAACUAAUGAAAGGAGCUCAGAAGCCUCUGCAGUUUUAGAAUAACUUCACAGAUUUCACAGCGUGCUUUUGUUAUUAAAGCAGCUGGACGCACUGAAGCGUCUGUGUUGAACAUGUUCUGUAUGUUUACGCUGUUGAUCUGCAUGUGUUUGCACGCAGAGUGACUGUUAUCGUUUGCAUAAAACUUUGUUUAGGGAAUUUUUGCAUAAAAAUCUCAAAUGCCAUUGAAUCUGGUCCACUUUAAAGCUAAUCCUGAUGCAAAAUCGCAAGCAAAGACACCGCAAAAAGUGCUUCUCUGUCAGUAUUGUUGUCUUGUUUUCCAGCACAAAUAUCUAAACAUUCUUAAAUUAAGACACAUUUACUGGAGAUGCAAAACUUCACAAGAUAAGAAGUCUUGUUUCAUGAGAAAAUUGUAAAAAUGAAGUGAAUUUAUGAUUGAAACAAGAACAAAUAUCUGCUAAUGGACUCAACUUCAUUCAAAGGGAGAACAAGUUAUUUGUUAA
Molecule: messenger RNA, 2074 nt
Organism: Cyprinus carpio (common carp)
Lineage: Eukaryota; Metazoa; Chordata; Actinopteri; Cypriniformes; Cyprinidae
Gene: gnrhr3
Product: gonadotropin releasing hormone receptor 3
Biological process (GO): G protein-coupled receptor signaling pathway
Cellular component (GO): membrane
Molecular function (GO): gonadotropin-releasing hormone receptor activity; peptide binding
Source: RefSeq, a predicted model, not a curated record